Molecule: messenger RNA, 1119 nt
Organism: Lotus japonicus
Lineage: Eukaryota; Viridiplantae; Streptophyta; Magnoliopsida; Fabales; Fabaceae
Exons: 7
Coding region: 1-1119 (372 amino acids)
Biological process (GO): telomere maintenance; DNA repair
Molecular function (GO): DNA helicase activity
Source: RefSeq, a predicted model, not a curated record
AUGAUGACAGCAGAACAGAAGGGUGUAUAUGACAACAUAAUGCAAUCGGUGUUGUCUGAUAGUGGUGGAUUUUACUUUUUGUAUCGAUAUGGAGGAACUGGCAAAACUUUUGUCUGGAAUACAUUAUCUGCAGCCAUCCGUUCAAUGGGUAUGAUUGUUCUGAAUGUUGCUUCAAGUGGUAUUGCUUCUUUGUUGUUGCCGGGUGGUAGAACAACACAUUCCAGAUUUUGCAUUCCAUUGCAAACCGAUGAAACAACUACUUACAACAUCAAACAAGGUAGUUUAAGGGCAAAUUUACUGAUCUGUGCCAAAUUGAUCAUUUGGGAUGAAACUCCUAUGUUAAAUAAGAACUGUUUUGAGGCACUUGAUAGGACUUUGCGCGAUAUGAUGAGACAGGAAGAUGAAAGCAACAUGGACAAACCAUUUGGCGGUAAGGUUGUAGUUCUUGGUGGUGACUUGAGACAAAUUCUUCCAGUCAUUCCAAAAGGUGGAAGGCAAGACAUUGUAUCUGCUACAGUUCACCAGAGCUUGCAACAGAAAUUAAAGAAUUUGCUGACUGAAUUCUCAAAAUUGGAGAUGGUGAUUUUGAAUCAAAUGAGAGUGAACAUGAAGAUUGAAAAGUUUUUGGAAGAACGAUGCAUAUUGUGUCCUACAUUGGAAUGUGUUGAGAAAGUUAAUUAUUUUAUGCUUGAUUUACUACCAGGAAUACCAAAUCACAAAAUUAUAUUGAAGGAAGGUGCUCCGAUAAUGCUAUUGAGAAAUAUAGAUCAAGCAGCCAGUUUAUGCAUUGGAACGCGGCUAAUAGUGGCUGAUCUUGGAACAAAUGUUAUAAAGGUCACUGCAAUAACAGGAACCAACAUUGGAGAAGACAUUUUCAUUCCAAGAAUGGACAUGGUUCCAUCUGUCUCAGGGGAAUAUAAACUAAUUGCUGGGUUAAACUGCACUAAAGUAAUGUUCAAUCCUGACAUUCCACAAGCAGUGUCCUAUAGAGAAAGGAAGUUUCCUAUUUGGCUCAAGAAUGUUUGGGGUUAUGGUUCGGGAACUGCAUCUUUAUACCUGUCACAUCCAUGGAUGCAUCAUCUUGCACAAUUUAAUAUCAUUCCCAAUGUUGUAGAGUAA